Messenger RNA from Xyrichtys novacula (pearly razorfish), 6517 nucleotides. The record is from the annotation of a GenBank genome assembly. NCBI's taxonomy places the organism in Eukaryota, Metazoa, Chordata, Actinopteri, Labriformes, Labridae.
UGAGAAAUUCCCAACCACUGAGUCCACAAGUCAGCGACAGAGAUCAGAAUUCAGGGAAAGUUGAUUUUGCUGACUGAUUAAAUAUGAGCGAAAGCACACAUUAUUGAACAUGGGUAUGCACAUAUAUUAGAUUUUUCGUCACAGGAGAGGUACCUUGGCAGGUUGGUGGUACUACACAUGAAUAUUUACAAUUUAACAAACAUGAUAGUUUGGAGCAAGAUGUAUCAGUCAUUUUGGGGUAGUUGUCACAUGUUUAAAAGGGAAUUAAAUUAAUGUAGAGAGUCUGCUUAUCAGUUGUCAUGAUGAAAUUUUGACUGUAUUUUUACAGAAAAAAAGUGGUUUAAAGGAGAGGAGAGAGCGAGAAGACAUGGUCAGGAAUUGCAAAAGAAAAACAACAUGGCAGUGCAGUACCUGACAUGAUGCUGAGGGCAGUCAGACAGGUGACCCUAGAUAAUAAAUCAAUCUAGAGUGCAAUUAAGGACGUUAAUGUCAACUACCAUAGUACUCAGUACUGCAAAACAUUCACCCCAGCCGAAAUACAGGGUCAGACAGCUAUCCAAACUCCAGAGCAUGUUGCAGAAUAAUUUAUGUUAAUGUUUGUUCAAUGAAUUUUUCUAUCUUAAUGAUCAACAUUUUCUGUGCCUGACUUUGAUGUUCAUUUUGAAGUUAAAAAAAAAGAGAACAACAAUCAUUUUGUCCGUGUUUUAUUAGCAGCAAAAUCCACUGUGACAUCUUACCCCAUGUCCUGAGACAAUUUACACGAUGGUGGGACAACAUGUCACAUAUUCACUCUCUCUAUUUGAUUGCUUAUAACUCAGCACUGUCACAUGAUAUAAAAAUGACAUGAAUACAAAAUUUAUACCUGAGACUUUGGUCUUUCAUCUGGUACACAUUUUGUUUAUAUAUGAUGUAUUGAUUGCAAGAAAUAUACAAGAGUGUAAAAAGUGUGACGACAACAAGCCCGGUCUCCCCUAUGUCUUCUAAAAGGUCUGAUUAUGUGGAUCACAAGAGAAGGAUUUGUAACCGAAUAUGUCAGUGUGCAGCAUCAAUAUGUAAAUAAGAGUGGGCCUCUAGUAAAUCACUAAUGAUUUCCUUUCUCCCAACAGGAUCAUAUUUCAUUUUCUUUUAGAUCCUCUAACAUUUCUUUUGUGUUUUGGGCCCAAAAGUAGGACUCCGUUUGGGAUUUAACACAAGCAUAGCAAAGGGAAACUGUAUCAAGAGAAGGGGGUGUGUAUUGGGACAAUCCCAGGCAGGCUGGGGGGAAAGAGUCGAGUCAACAAUCUGUACAGCAUCCACUGUACCGCAGUGUCUUCCUGCCGCCCUAUCCGACACAGAGAGCUGCAGUACUGCAAAGUGCGAGGAGAGAGAGAGAGAGAGGGAGAGAGGAGGGGGGAGGAGGGGUACCGCACCGUCGUUACGAGUCCAAGUGGAGGAGGCAGGAGGAGAGACGCAUUAUUGCAGUAGCCUACAGAGCCACAGCACUUUGCACAAGACGCACCGCCGAGGAGAAAGAGAGGAGGGGGUGACGGAAAUUCAAGAGAGACAGACAGACAGACAGCUGAUUUCUCAUGAGUGGACUUUUUCUCCUUUGCCCCACCUUUAUUUUGAAAUUACACACAUUAGCCAGAAGGUUUUAGAAGAAGCGACUAAAACAACCAAUCAGCGCCGCUGCUGCAUCUCUGGAAGGACUCAGCAUCUCUUGAAGAAGGAGCAGGGAUUUCAACAGAGGCGGAUUUUCCCUUGAAUGGAUUAUAAUUCAGAGGUACUUUCCUCUUGAGCCCGCGCUGCUCUGCUCCACUUCCCACUCUUCCGUGAAUUAUCACAGACUCGUUUCACGCACACCGGUAUUGCGGUACUUUGCUGACGACUCUCAGUAGCCUAUAAAUGCAUCGCUAGGAGAUUGGCUCCACUGCGCCAACACCCCCCGCAUCUGUUUACUCUUGGUAGGGCACUUUUAUCAUUUUGAUCACUGAGAAUUUGGGCCUUUUGAAGGAAGUAUCGAAAAAUCCCAUCUUUUCUCUCCUAUCUUGCUGUUUUUUCCUCUUUUUAUUGCACUUCAGACCCUCCCUCUCCUACCUCGCAGCGCGUCACCCCUCCUCCUCCUCUUCCUCCUCCUCCUGCUGCUGCCCGUGAGUCACUUCAAACAGCUGCAUAGAAGAUGUAAGUAUUGAUGCGGCUUUUCUGCUGCGUUUUUUCUCCUAAAACAAAUAUACAAACUAUUUUUUAAACAGUUGCAUAACUCUGGAUAAAAAUCACUUUCAUUUGUUGUGUACAUUUGAGGCUGGCAGGGGUCUGAAACUGAGCUGAUCUCUUUCAGGUUGAUGGAUUUUUUGCUGACGCAAGUGAAAAAUUCCGUCACAGCAUCACUAAAUAAUGUAUUCAGAGGGUGAAGACGGCCUCUCCACAGCCUCAGAUAGAGUAAAAGUAAAGCCAGAGAGAGAGUCAAACUGAGAUGUAGCCUAUCUGAUACUUUUGUACCAGCGUACACACAAAAUAUAGACAUUAAUGUGAUUUCUUUAGGUUUCGAUAUUUUUGUCUCAGUAUGAUCCUUACAGUCCUGCAGGAGUCAGUCUCUUCUCCCAGAGGAGCAUGUUCGCUGCUCUGUUUUCAGGCUCCUGUACUCCCUCGCCCCCUCCUGCAUUUAUCAUUCCCCUCUUUUUCUGCACACCACCUCUCCUCACUUUUUCAUUUCUGUCCCUAUCCCAGAUCUCCUCUCCAGUCUCUCAUUCAGCAGUCUCUAACUUCUACUCUUCUAGCUCUCCAUCCAUGGCUUGAAUGUUUUCUCAUUUUCUCUCUCUUCUUCCUCCCUUCACCCUUUAUUUUAACUCUCCUUUUCACAAACCGUUUUCUCGUUUUGUUUUGCCAUUACUAUCUUCCUUUUCUUAAACUGUCACUCACUCUUCACCUGCAGAUCGGAAAGUCAUGUUUAAAGUCAUUUCCUUCACCUUGUGCUCCGUCUUAGGUCUGCCCCCGAUGCUGCCCCUGCUGGAGCCCCUGGUGCUCCAGGAGCCCCUGGUGCAGAUGGAGCCCCCUCCGGCCAACCUCCUGCCCCACCCAACACCUCUAGCAACCGCAGGCUACAGCAGACACAGGCCCAAGUUGAAGAGGUGAGCCGGACUAAGAAUCAUGACCAAAGUUCGGUCAUGAAAUAAAAACAAGCAGUGUUUGUACUGGAGCAAAGACAGAGUAGCAUGUAAGCUUAUUUGUGUUCCUGUUUUCUUCUUUUUCACCUUUAUAUGUUGAAUUUGUUUGGUUACAGUAUGUUUAUGGAUCAAACUACAUAUUUACUCCAAUCUAUAAUGUUUAACUUUGGAAACCUGUCAUCCCCACAUCUAGUUUUUAUUGUUUUUGUUUUUCUUCUAUUAAAUUAAACACUAUCAUGCUGUGAUAUGGAAGCAGAGCAACGACAUUUCCUUACAGAGAGGAAUCACUGCUGUGUUUUAUUCUGUGCAAUGACAGUUAAAGAAAGUCUAAAUCAAAGUCUCCCCUGAGUGGCUUUGUUUUAAUAUCUCAACCUUUUUGUCUCCCAUCAUUACCCCUGCUGUACGCUCUCUUAUCCUCGCCGCUGGUUUCUAGGUGGUGGAUAUCAUGCGGGUGAAUGUGGACAAGGUGUUGGAAAGGGACCAGAAGCUCUCAGAGCUGGAUGACAGAGCGGAUGCUCUCCAAGCCGGAGCCUCCCAGUUUGAAAGCUGCGCAGCCAAGCUAAAGAACAAGUACUGGUGGAAGAACUGCAAGGUGGGCACAUUAGUGAGGCUCCAUUAGACAGAUUGUUGUUACUGAAAGAUACUCAGUGCAGUCAGAGUCUAUAUAAAGAAUACCCUUGUUAGCAUGUGCGGGGUUGCACAGUGAAUUGAGUAUCCUCAGCUCUUUUAUUCUACAGCAUGUAACUCACUCCACGGUUUGUGGUGCACUGAGGCAAACAACACGCCACACAUCAAUCUGUUAAUGAGCUGCUGUGGAGGAACGAACAGAUGCUUUGGAGAAUGUGGUUAUAGAGAUUCUCCGACUGAGUCUGCAGCACAGUUUGGUUUUGUAGAUGUGUCUUUGUCGUCUCCACACACAGCACCAGCUUGUCUUGACUACCUUUUUUACACAUACAUCCUAAUGCAUUAACUGGUUUUUGGUCUCUUCUCUUUGCAGAUGAUGAUCAUGAUGGGUAUUAUUGGAGUCAUUGUGGUUGGAAUAAUAUUCUGUAAGUAACUGCUCAUUUACAGAGUUUCAUUUAUUGACAGAUUAACGAAUUCAUAUGUGGGUCGUUUUAUGAAUCGCUGUUAAUGAGUAGCAGAUGGAGUAGAGGGCAGGGGUAUUACUCUGCCAGUAUUACAUCCGUGUGUGUUCAUGCUGUUAAUGAUGUGUAUUUGACUGUGUUAGACAGCGCUGCCAGGUACAUUUAACACCAGGAUGGUAUUUGUAUUUCUGCUCUCACUUGUGUCUGGCCUGUGUACUUCUGCUGUAUCUGUCAAUUAUUCAUGGCUCCUUAUUACAGUAAAUUAUUGAUAUAAAUCCAGUUAAACCAGUUCUGUUGCUAAAAACAAACCUUUAAACGCAACAUAUAAGCAGAGCUGAGCUGACUGUACUUGUUUGUCUUGGAGUGAUGUAUCACCAGAUCCAUUACACUAAUGACUCCCUCUCUCCUUCGUUGCAGUGUACUUCUUCUACUAAGCUCAGCCCAUCUAUAAAGAUGGAUAUGGACUUGAGAAUGAUAUGAGGGGAGAGAAAAAAAAAGAAACCUAAACUCCCCCUGUUAUCCUUCCUCUCUUCACACAGUCUUCCAUCAAACCAUCCUGCACUUAAACAUGACAGUAGUGUUUCUGGGUGUCUCUGCUCUCUUUGUCCCUCCCUUACCGUCGCUUUCUUCCGCUGUUUUGGUCUUGCUCACUCUCUCCUGUCUCUGCACCUCAUGUAUUAUUGAAGGACGCAGCAGGGCGAGUGAAAGGGGGAGAAAGAGAAGAAAGGAGGGAGAGAGAAAAUUCUCAUGACACAGGAACAUGUGGGGCUGUACGAAGCUAUAGGGGGAAAUGUAAAGAUGGUGAACAUGUGCAGGGGUAAAAAAAAAAAUAAAAAUAAAAAAAGAGUUAGCAGUCCUUUUUAUUCCGGAUACGCCAAAGCUUGUCCAUGUUACCUUUUUUGAGAGUCCUACAUUUGUAAAUUGAUACUUACAUGCCAAACUAACACACUCCUUCUGUCACUACCGCUAGCCUCUUUGCUAAUUACUAACACAAAGUCAUGUUAGAUUAAGAUUAUUAACAUUUUGUUGUGUGUGUGUAUUUGUGGUCGAAUCAUCAUUGCUCAUGUUUAAGUUUUGCUGACUGGUUUUCCUUAGUAGCAUCGCGGAUUAUUUUCUGCUAAGAUCACCCUUUGUUAGACAUUUCAGCAAAGUACAAAUGAGAGAAAAAUAAUUGUAAGAAAUGUAAGAGAUAGUGUGAGGGUUAAAUGAUGGUGAAAAGUGUUUCAGGGCAAGAAAGUAACGGUACUGCAGCAUUAUAUCUGUGUCUUUUAAGUAGUUGAAUAACUAUGCUUUAUUAUAGCAUAGUAACAUGCACAGUAAGACAAGUAGCCACUAACAGACAAUCUAGUGUAUUCUCGAGGACGGAGGACAGGUCUCUUAACUCUGACUUCAACAGAGUCACAGCCAUAGACAGAUGAAUGUGUCGCAUCACAUUUUAAAGAGGUUUAAAUGCCAACCUAUUUCGAAAGUUGAGUAGACAAAGCAUUUAUUUGUUUGUUGUUUAUAUUAACUUGAUCUUUAAAAAAGGAGAACAGGAGAUGGACAUGACUUUUGACAGCCAGAGCUCCCCUCACAUAAACACAGACUCACCUGUCACCUGCAGUCAUGUUAACAGCCAAACUGAGGUGUUUGUUUCUAACUUGCAUGGUUAACGGUGUCCAUAGUUUUGCCUCUUUGUGUGACCUCUGUAUCUGCCAUUUCUGAAUCUAACUGCCGAUUGUACAUUUUCUUUUGUUAGUGGUCCAAAUGGCCUGUGUAUAAUGUCUUUCUGAUCUGAUAAUUACUGCUUAUGCAAUGCAAUGAUGCUCAAGAGUUUGCCAAAUUCUGUUGAAUUCACUUGCUUUUGAAAGAAAAACAAUAUUCAGAGACUGCAAACAACCGCUACUAUAGUGAACUGUUAAACCCAUGUAGUAUUGUAUGGAUAGAACAAUAGUUAACAUCCGUCAGGUCAUGCUCCUGAAGAAGUGUUUCUAAUUCUUUCAGGGUUUUGGGGGUUGUUGGACUCAAAAAAGACUUUCUCCUCUUAGACUUGAUUUUGAGUCGAUAGAAUUAAGAAAGAAACGUUAAAUGCAAAAAGGGAUGGAUGCAUAAUUGUAGCAGUUAGCUAUAAUUCUCUGACGGUACUGUACGACAAUAUCAUCAUGUGAUUAGCAGACAUACUGAGAGACGUGAUGAUGUUUGCGAUUUACAACCCAAAAAGGCAGAGAAAGAUGCAACUGGAUUUGUGAAAAACAAAUGCAUGCUUACCACUUUUGCUGAUGCAAAUAAACAAAUCACUGACAAACCUGA